AUUGACUACCGCAUUGUCGGUGUGUAGCAGCAGCAAACGCUGUUAAUUUUUGUUGGCAUGACUUCUACUGACUUAUCCUGUGUGCUGAAGAUCUUGCACUCAGUUUAUCGUAAAGUGGAGACGCUAGAGGGUUUUGCAGAUGGCAUCGUGUUCAAAGAGGGGCAGAAACCACGGGUCAUUGAACAGUCUGACACCACACGAUUCUCAUCAUUCGUCCGAGGCAUUUAUGUCUGCUCCGACAAGGAGCUGCAGCAAGUGCCAAGUAAUACCCAGAUAUGCACCCUGCCUGAUCUGUUGGCCUUUGUGCUUAACAAUCUGAAGCGAAAGAAGAGAAAGAAUGUCUUAAUACAUGGCUACAACUUCCUGCCUCAUAAUGAACAGCAGAGGAACGCAGACGUGUUUAAAUUCCAAGGAGACGUUACUCAAAGUGCCGCCUACAUCCAUGGCAGUGACCUGUGGAAGAAAGUCACCCAACGCCUUGGCACUGACAUUACACGCUACCUUCUGGAAAACUGUUCUCUGUUUGUGGCAGUUCCUCCAUCUUGUCUUUUCCAGGUGUGUGGUUUGCCAAUUUAUGACCGCAUUUCCAUGGCUUCCACUGUUACAGGAAUAACUUUUCAAUCCCAACACAAUGCCAGAAAGGCCAGACGAGCAAAAAUCACUAUCAAAACAUGUCAUAAAUUGUGCAAAAGUAAAAUGGAUCAUGGAAACCAGGAAAGAAAAAGAAAAAGAGAAAUGAAUGGGUAUGAUGAUGAAGAUGUACAGAAACCUGCUAAAAGACAACUUGUUGGCAAUCAAAACAUAGCAGAAGAUGAGCCCAUGUUCCUUGAUUCAACGCAAUUUACAAAAUCUUUGGAAAACAGCACCGGAACUGGUUUAAAGGAGGAAGGGGGGCCAAGUUGGAGAUCAGGUACCUACCCCCCUUUGCCUCCAUCACACUGUUUCUUCCGCACUUUAGGAUUUCUCUAUGGAGGCAGUGGCAUGCGUGGCUUCCUCCUCAACAGAAAGAAGAAAGAUGCAGAGGGGAUUAAACGCUUACAAGGGAAAGAUUUGAUUCGAAUCAUCUUCUUUGAAGGUCUCGGUUAUUUAAAUGGAGUUAAAAAAAAAACUAAGAAACUACCUCAAAGAUUUUUCAACAUGGUGCCAGUGUUUAAUCAGCUGUUGAGGCAUCACAGAAGGUUUCCAUACGGGCGCAUUUUGCAGAAGCUGUGUCCCUCUCUACAACAGGCAGAUCCCAGGCAAGGGGAGCUCAGCUCUCUCCUGUCCCAGCAUUGUGCAGCUCAUCGGGUCUACCUGUUUGUCAGGGAGUGCCUCACAGCUGUCAUCCCUCAGCACUUGUGGGGCUCGGACCAAAACAGAGUUAAUUUUCUGGCCCGUGCCAGAGGUUUCCUGUCAGGUGGGAAGUUUGACAAGCUCUCACUUGCUGACCUGCUGUGGAAAAUUAAAGUGAAUGACUGUGAGUGGGUAAAGAUAAGCAAAACUGGUCGUGUCCCUCCAAGUGAGCUUGCAUAUCGAACACAGAUUUUGGGUCAGUUCCUGGCAUGGCUUUUAGACGGAUAUGUGGUGGGUCUUGUCAGAGCCUGUUUUUAUGUCACUGAGAGUGUGGGACUAAAGAAUGCAUUGAGAUUCUACAGACAGGAAAUCUGGGCCAAACUGCAGGACUUGGCUUGCAGAGGCCAUCUCUCAAAAGGUCAGAUGACUGAGUUGACCGCUGCUCAGGUGGCCUUACUGCCCAAAUCCACAGUCAUUUCCAGACUCCGCUUCAUUCCCAAGAAUGAGGGAAUGAGGCCAAUCACAAGGGUCAUUGGAGCUGACGUCAAAACAAGACUGUACAGAGGCCAUGUCCGUGACCUCUUGGAUAUGUUGCGGGCUUGUGUGCGCGCCUAUCCAUCCAUACUGGGCUCCACAGUUUGGGAUAUGACUGACAUCCACAAACGAAUAACUUCUCUGGCAUCACAACAAAAAGAAAAAACACAACCACUGUACUUUGCUAAGGUGGAUGUGAGUGGAGCUUAUGACAGCCUGCCACAUGAUAAACUCAUUGAGGUCAUUACUCAGGUCCUGACACCUUUUCUGGAUGAAAUAUUCACCUUACGACGCUAUGCCAAGGUCUGGUCUGAUGCACAUGAGGGUCUGAAAAAAACAUUUGUGAGACAGGCAUUUUUGCUUGAUGAUAACAUGGGCUCUAGCAAUAUGAAGAGCUUUGUGUCCUCUCUGCAAAUGUCAGGAAACAUUCAUCAUUCCAUACUGGUAGAGCAGCACUUCUCCUCAGAUCUUCAUGGCAAGGAUGCAUUACAGUUUUUUACUCAAAUGCUUACUGGAACCAUUGUUCACCUUGGCAAAAAAACAUACCGCCAGUGCAGAGGAGUUCCCCAAGGGUCUGUUGCCUCUAGUCUACUAUGUUGUCUGUGCUAUGGUCAUAUGGAGAACAUUCUGUUUGAUAAUAAAGGCAAAACCAAAGGAUGUUUACUGAGAUUUGUGGAUGAUUUUCUUCUCAUCACGCCAGACCUACAUGAAGCACAAGCAUUUCUGAAGUAAGAGUCAAAAUGACUUUUGCUGCCUGGAGUGCCACAGUAUGGUCUGGUCAUCAACCCACAGAAAGUGGUAGUCAACUUCAAGGUUUCAGAAACUGCAGCCAUUUGUCCUGAAAUCCGCGUUCUGCCCCCUCGUUGCAUGUUCCCCUGGUGUGGUCUGCUGCUGGACACAUGCUCCCUGGAUGUCUACAAGGAUUACUCCAGCUAUGCAGGUCUAUCACUGCGUUACAGCCUCACUUUGGGCUUUUUCCAUUCAGCAGGACAACAAAUGAAGAGGAAGCUGAUGGGGAUACUCCGACUGAAGUGUCAUGCUCUGUUUUUAGACCUAAAGACAAAUUCUGUUGAGGCAGUCUAUCAGAACAUCUACAAGCUGGUCCUCCUUCAUGCAUGCAGGUUCCACGUAUGCGCCCAGAGUUUGCCCUUUGGUCAAACGGUUGCCAAGAACCCCAACUACUUCUUGCAAAUGAUCUGGGACAUGGCAGAAUAUGCAAAUCAGCUCAUUAGGAAAAGCAACAAAGGCCAGACUUUGGGCACUAAAGCACAAACAGGCAUCAUUCAAUAUGAAGCAGUGGAGUUGAUUUUCUGCCUUUGCUUUCUGCUUGUCCUGUCUCAACACCGUUGGCUGUACAAAGCUGUCCUUCCUCCACUCCAACAUCGAAAACGCAGUCUGCAGCAACGCCUUGGCGAUCUAAGAGUUGCCAGAGUCAGACAAGCUGUAGGUGGUGGGAUUCCUGAAGAUUUUUUUGGUGUUCGGAUUUAGAGGUAUUUUGAAGUCCAGAUAUAUUUUUGAGGGGAAUAUUAAAUGCUCACUCCCCCAAAGUAAUUGUUUUUCCACUUUGGACCAUAAUAACUACAUAAAUUGAUCACCAGAAUUUUACUUUUUUACAGAUAUUGUGUUAAAAGCACAGACAGUCUUAAUAUGUGAUUUAUACCAAACAAAUGGUGAAGUGCAGCAAAGUCUAACAAACAUUCAGGGCCCUGACAUAAACCACUUAAGUGAUAAACCUUGGUUGUAAACACACCUUACAAAAGGAUGACCUUGGCCACAUCUUUGAAUUACAAUGGUUGUGGUACUUUUCCACACAGGCACUUAACCUGUUGCUUUGCACUGUUGUCCUUGUGAGCUUGUCAUCUGUGACAUGUCAACAUGUUAAACCUGUUUUCAUUUGAUCCCUUAAUAUUUGCAAGGGGAACCAACAUAAAGCAUGUUUUUAUUCCUAAUAAACAAUGUUUAGAUCUCGCAAACUCCUACAAAUUCCAUCAGCACCUGAAUCUACAUAAAAAAGAUAAUUG
Boleophthalmus pectinirostris (great blue-spotted mudskipper) is the source of this 3827-nucleotide messenger RNA. RefSeq names its product telomerase reverse transcriptase (gene tert). NCBI's taxonomy places the organism in Eukaryota, Metazoa, Chordata, Actinopteri, Gobiiformes, Gobiidae. The transcript has 16 exons. Gene Ontology annotation, cellular component: telomerase catalytic core complex. Gene Ontology annotation, molecular function: telomeric repeat DNA binding; telomerase RNA binding. The record is from RefSeq and is a predicted model, not a curated record. Gene Ontology annotation, biological process: telomere maintenance via telomerase.